This is a messenger RNA of Aricia agestis (brown argus), 6766 nucleotides long. RefSeq names its product ubiquitin carboxyl-terminal hydrolase 17-like. NCBI's taxonomy places the organism in Eukaryota, Metazoa, Arthropoda, Insecta, Lepidoptera, Lycaenidae. Gene Ontology annotation, cellular component: cytoplasm. Bases 1238 to 4012 code for a protein of 924 amino acids. Gene Ontology annotation, molecular function: cysteine-type deubiquitinase activity. The transcript has 13 exons. Gene Ontology annotation, biological process: protein deubiquitination. The record is from RefSeq and is a predicted model, not a curated record.
GUCUUUUAUACACAAGAGGAGAGUUCUCUUACCUUUCUCCUUUACUAAUUUAAUACCCCGUUGAACCCCCCGCGAGGAAAGCAAAGGAGUGCCAUUUACAUGCCCGUCCGAAGAUAUGUAGAGACUAGUCUAGAGUCGCCCCAGCCUGCUGAGGCUCCAUUUAAGGGAAUUUUAAAAAGUGAUGGAUUGAAAGCUUCCCGAAAUCAGAACAAGAGUACAAAAAUCGCUUAGCGCUUACGAUGUGGACAAAGCGAGAGAAGUUUGAAGAUGUAGUGUCAGACUCGUAUUAAAUUAAGGCCUCCGAACUACAAGAUAGGAGAGAGCAUAUUUAAAUAAUUGGUGAGAGUGACAGACUGAUUGUCUCUCACAAGCAUACUCUGGCGUAUCAAAGCGACACCGAGGCUUAAUCUGGUGACAAGAUAGGUAGAGACCUAUAGUCUGCUUUUCUUAGUAAAAUGGUGUUCUGAUAACCAGUUAUUCAUUAUAAAUAUGUCAAACAGCUUUAACUUAAACAGUUGCAAAAGCAUAAGAUGUUAACAUUAGACUUUUCGGGAUCAACUAAUAAUAAAACAGAUCGUUUGACCGUGUGACAAUACAACGAAACACAGAAAAAGAUAGCCAUAUUCAGAAAAAAAAAGACGAAAAUUUCAGGCGGUCAGGUGGACGAUAUUUUGUAAAUUGAAUAACAGCAGACUGGCAUACUAUACUGUUUCACGCAUGUUUCACGAGGGAGAGUCUCUGGCUCUUGACAGUCCUCAUCAACGAUCGCUGCUUAAUACAGGGUUCCCUGUCUCCUUCGCUCUCAAGAGAGACCGUUCAUCAAUAUUAUUAAAUCGUGUCCCUUACACAAGUAACAAGUUGCUAAAUGUUAAAGCAAAAGGGCCAAUUUGCUGUAAUGUAUGAAACAUUUUGAAUGUACUAUCAGAAAGAUUUAGUCAUUGUUCAUUGGGUUUUUGCGGGAGGCCAAAACUUUUGAUUGUACGAUCAGAAAAAAUAUUAUUAGGGGUCUGACGGAUCCACGUACUUUGGUUAGGUUAUGUUAAGCCCAGUCGACAGUUUACUAACAUUGGCAUAAUCCAACCAAGUAACGCAGAUUCUUCAAUCCUCUGCCUAUGAAUCAAUUUCUCCGAUGGUACAUAAGAAAGAAGACAUUCUGAAGGUGGCAUUAAAGAUGCUCAAUAAACGCCCAUCGAGGAUCAAAACUUACAACUGAUAGAUCGACACAAAACCGACCACGAUGCCCGUCGUGUCGCCCUCGCGGUAUCCGGCGUCGUCGACCGUCACCGGCUCGUCCGGCAUCACCAAGCCCUACCUCUCCAGCACCAGCACCUACAUGACCUCCACGCUGCGCACCAGCUACGGCAACAAGACCACCGAGUACAAGUCCAAGUACAGCGACAUCGAUGGCAAGAAGGAGAGGAAGACCUCCGUGGUGGAGUACUCGCGGAGCUCCCGCGCGCCUAGCGUCACCGACUCCGAUAGCGGCAUCUCCGGCCGCUACCGGUCCGAGCGGAGCGAGUCCAGGUCGCGAGACGUGUCCACGACGAGGAGCGAGAGCAGCCGGACCUCCGACCUCAGCAGGGCGUCCAAAGCUCGGAGUAUCCUGAGCUCGUCGACGCUGGCCAUGACGCCCGCCGAGUUCUACAACAAGUACUCGCCGGCCAACUACACGCCGCUCACCGAGAGGCUGAAGCAGGCGCAGAGCAGCUACGGGGAGAUCGCCCGGUCCAAGUCCAUCUCCAACGACAUCGGCCGACCGCCCGCACCGGACCUUCGCUCGCGGAAGGCCCGGAACUCCGCCGCCACCAUCUCCGAGAGACCGGAGAGCAGAAGAUACAAGGAGAGCUCCCCGUCGGCCGGCUACGGCAAGCGGGGCUCCGUGUCCAACGGGGUCAAGGACCCCAACGGCAACGAGGUCCCCUCCGUCUCCGAGAUACGGAAGAAGUUCGACCCCAAGAUGACGGUCACCAAGCUCCCCGCGAACGAUCUCAAGUAUGGCACCCGGAGCGCCGAGCAGUACCUCAGCCAGCUGAAGGACGUCGGGAACGGCACCUCCGGCUACGCCAAGCCGCACCAGAAGGACGACCGGCCCGUCCCCGUCCACCUGCCCUCCUACGCCGACAAGAACGGAGUCGGCAAGUGGGACCUCGCCUCCUCUGGCUCCCGGUCCGACUCCAACUCCGACCUCUCCAUGAGCAAGACCAUCUCCGAGCCGGUAUCCCUGGCCAAGCCGAGCGCCGAUAAGACUAGCUCGAUGUCCGCGUCCCUCAACUCGAAGUACCCCACCGACCGUCUGGCCAGCAUCAAGAGCCAGCUGGACCCCAACAACCCGAUCGGGAAGAUCCUCGAGAACUCCACCGUCAUUCAGGUGGAGAACGGCGACGUCGACUACUCCGAGCGCCGGAAGCCGCGCGGCAGCCCCGAGGUCAAGACGAAGGACGUAAAGGACAUAAAGAGCGAUAUAGAAAAGCAGGUGAAAACGCCCAAGCACACGACCAACUUCGCGUCGUACAUCCAGAUAUCGCAGCCAGUGGCGUCCGGCGCCUCGCCCAGGCCGAAGGCACCGGAGACCAACGGCGUCGACGAGCCCCGGAGGGAGGCCAGGAAGACCAUCGAGUACAUAGACUCGGAGGAGGAUCGCUCCGUGCUGGACAACGACGUGGAGUCCCCGAGCGGGACCGGCUUCGAGAACAAGACUUUCGAGCACGAGAACUUCCUCAAGAAGAGAAUAGAAAAGAACGACCAGGAGGAGCGGGACGACGGCGUGAAGUCCAUGGAGACCAGCACGGAGAGCACCAUCAGCGAGCCCACCGACCACUCCACCCCGGGCACCCCUUCCACCCCCUCUACCAGGCGGAGAACGCUCGAUCUCAAGGACUAUGACUAUAUCAAAACGGAGCUGGCCGGCGGUAAGAGCGGGCCGAGCGGGCUGCGGCGCAGCAGCGAGCGCAGCGACCCCGAGCCGCGCGGGGACCGAUAUUCCAGCCAAACUAGCGGUCUGAACGGUUUGCGCAACAUCGGCAACACGUGCUUCAUGAACAGCGUGCUGCAGUGUCUGUCCAACACGCGCCCGCUGCUGGAGUACCUGGUGAAUGACGCCUACGCCGCCGACAUCAACACCACACUCUCCUGCAUGAAGGGCGCGCUCAUCAAGGCGUUCGCGAGCGUGACAAAGGAGCUGUGGCGGUCGGGCGAGCGAGACACGGUGGUGAACACCACGGCGCUCAAGUCGCAGGUGCAGCGGUUCGCGCCUCGCUUCAUGGGAUACAGCCAGCAGGACGCGCAGGAGUUCCUGCGGUACCUGCUGGAGGGUCUGCACGAGGACGUGAACCGCGUCACCGUCAAGCCCAAACCCAUACUCACAGAGAUCGACGAGAACCUCAGCGACGCGGCCAAAGCGGCGGAGGCGUGGUCGCGCUACCAGCGCAUGGAGGACUCGCUGGUGGGCGACAUAUUCGUGGGUCAGCUGAAGUCGACGCUGCGCUGCACGCACUGCCGCCACGACUCCGUCACCUUCGACCCGUUCUGGGACCUGUCGUUGCCGGUGCCGUCCCGCAACGGCCCGCUCCGCCUCACGCAGUGCCUGCAGAGCUUCACCAAGGAGGAGGAGCUGGACGGUGACGAGAAACCGACGUGCUCUAAGUGCGGCGUCCGGCGCAAGUGCCUCAAGUGGUUCACCGUGCAGAAGUUCCCGCAGGUGCUCGUGCUGCAUCUCAAGAGGUUCUCGCCGACGGAGCGGUUCCGCGGCAAGCUGUCGGUGGUGGUGGAGUUCCCGUUGACGGGGCUGGACAUGUCGCCGUACGCCGCCAACAACUGCUCGGCCACAUACAACCUGUACGCCGUCAGCAAUCACUCGGGUACGACAUACUCGGGCCACUACACGGCGUACUGCAAGCACCCCUACACCGGCGACUGGCACGAGUACAAUGACUCGCGGGUCAGCCCGAUCAACUCUCGGGACGUGGUCUCGGCGGAGGCGUACGUGCUGUUCUACGAGCUGCAGCGCUCGUAGCGGCGCCCGCGCAGAGGCGGCGGCGGGGCGUGGCGCGCAUCCUCGCAGGAAGUCGUCGUUGCUGUCGUACUCGCCCGCUGACGUGCGCGCGCGCGCCUGUAAACACAUACGCAGAUGUUUGCGAUGUUGAUGUAUGAUAAAAUAUAGAUACACAUACUUAUUGUUUGUACACUAUAUUCGCGACGAUUACUGCAGUGUAAGUAUCAAAAUUGACUAAACGCAUGCCGAAAUUCAUUGAAAAGAUCUUAUGAGAUUAUGCUAUUGGUCAGUUUUGCCACGACACCCAAAACUGUAAUCUCAACGCGAAUACACUGUAGGGAGAUAGCUCCGAGACUGAUAGACCGCUCGAUACGAAGUACGGAGUAAAGUUAAAUUAUGGCUGUUGAAAUUGUAUUCGAAAACCUGCAAUGUUCAAAGCGGCUUCACUCCAGUUGAACGUUGACACCGCAAAUAUUAUGUAAAUUGCAAUGCAGAUAGUGUAGUAUACGUGUGCCGAUGUGAUUUUACCACUGCUUACUGAGAUUCAAGUGCUUGCUAAGGCCUGUUUUACAAUCUUCUGAUAAGUGUUAGCUUGUUUGCAUGUUUUGUCCCCGUUGCUCAACAAAGUAAGCAGCAGCAAAACUUUAAGGUAUUUGUCACUAAACUUGUUAGCGAUUGUGAAACAACCAUCGAGUUUCAGAGUAGUUUUAUUAAUUUAUUUACUUUGUAAACUGGUUUGGAGGAAUUCGGUACGAGGUGGUAAAAUGUCGGACGAGGUGUGUAUUUUUUUAAAUCAAGUAACUACAAUAAAAACUAAUAUUUGUAGCGUUUAAAUAUUUCGUGUUGCUCGCAGUAUGCAGAUUCUAUUCAUCAGUUCUUCGACUACAUCCAACGAAUCCUAAAAUGUAAUCUUAUAGUCGACAUUAAUAAUAAUUUAUUUACAUCUAUAAUGUCUAUAUUUUAUUAUAUAUCUAAGGACCAUAGUGGGUUCGGUCCUACACUAAAAUUAGAUGUAAAGAAUACAAAUUAUGAAGUGGUUCUCUUCCGAUAUUGUUUCUGUCGCAUUACUUUGGAUCUACUAAGGGUACCAAAUCUACUGUCUCGUCCAUUGUAAAGUAAAAGUAAACAUAAUUUUAGGUAUAAGUAGCGAUUCCUAGUUCACUGAAUAUUUUGUCACAUUUUCCUAAUGCCUGAUUCUUGCUGAAAAUGGGCAACUGAUAACCGCCAGCAUUGCCCGCCUUGCCUGUCGGUCCUUACCGAGUGAACUUUUGCGUGACGGUACUCUGGACGUUGCACGGUGGUACAGUCGCAGGCAGCAGUUCGAACAAAGUAGCGGAAAGGAGCCAUAUUGGCAGUGAACCCUAGCUAUAAUAUGCCUUUGGGCGUUCAAACACGUCCGUAGCUUGUUACAGUCGCGAAAUAGUGUUUAUUGUGAGUGCGGUAGAGUCGACGCCGGCCGGACUCGGUCGCGGAUAAUAUCGGUGUGUUCUAGUGAUAUGUCGGUAAUUGUAAUAUCGUUUGUAAAGUAUCUGAAUGCCAUUUACAAUUUAGUGAUCAUAUUUUUGUUUACAUAUUUUUUAAGAGAUUUUAGUGUCGUGCUACUUAGAUAUAAAUAUGGGUAUUGGCCAUUGGGUAUGGUGCAUUAGAAUCAUCACGUCACACGUGGAGUCGGCGACGCCCGACACCCGACGCGCGACCUGUGACGGUAACACUUAUUAUUCAGUAAUAAAUUAUAAUUCGUUACGAUUUAGUUAAUAAAACAAGAUUUACUGCUAUUUAGUAUUUACUGAGUUUUCUCCCGAUAUUCGAUACCCCAUGUGUCUGAGUCCCGCGUCUGAUGUGAGUCGAGCUUUGCGGCGUGAUUGUUUUGUUUUUGUCAUGUUUUUUUUUUAAUAUUUUACGAAUUGUUGACCGUUGUAGCUAGGGUUCUGUACAGCUGUCGGUGUCUCGGCGUAGCCCGGGAGGGUGUUGCGGUCCUAGUCAUGCGUGCGAGUUGUGGUCAAUUGUUUUGUUAUUGUUGAACAUUGAUUGUAUCAAACAGAAUGAUAAAAUCGGUCGUUUGGAUAUACGAUAGGUAAAUAAUCUAGUUCUAAGCAGUUUUUAUGCCUAUUAACUAGUUUGUGUACUAACUUUUGCUUUAAUAUCUUUUGUUAUAUUUUAUGGUUAGAAGCAUUUACUGUUUUACUGUUGUUUUUACUUUUGCCUCGAUAUUAUGUUAUUAUUUGUAUAAAAUUGUAAAAGAUAUCGUGUUAAUUAGGUUUUUUCCUCAAAAUAUUUCAAGAUUUGCUCUGUCGAACAAGAAUUCUAGUUUGCCCUCUGAUAUUGUAAUAGCACAGUUAAGUUAUUAACAACACCCUCUUAGACUACUCAGUGGUUAAAACCAUAUUUCUAGUCUGCUGUUGUUUUUGAGGUCCUCGUAGUAUUAUCGCCAUAUUUUAUAGUUUUAAAGGAACAGGCAACAUUAUGAUGGUUUAAAUUUAGCAAGUAAAUUAAAUAAUGCAAAUGCGUACGCGUACGCAGCCGGGCGUCACCGUGUGUGCGUGCGUGCGUACGUGCGUUAAUGGCUGUACAGAACUCGUAUAUCACAAUUGAAUCUAUUAGCCAAAGAUAUUGCUGAGUUGUUGAUAAAUAUAAUAUUAUUAAUAUAAAAAUAAUUUAUUAUUUUUAACAAUAAUAAUAAUUAUUGUUUUAUUAUGAGGUUCGCGUAACUAUUUAUGUAAUAUACGUAACAGAUUUAUAUAAUAGAAAUAUAUAUUUAAAAGAAUUAAUUAUUAA